Messenger RNA from Aplysia californica (California sea hare), 3537 nucleotides. RefSeq lists its product as uncharacterized. The record is from RefSeq and is a predicted model, not a curated record. Gene Ontology annotation, cellular component: SCF ubiquitin ligase complex; Cul4-RING E3 ubiquitin ligase complex. NCBI's taxonomy places the organism in Eukaryota, Metazoa, Mollusca, Gastropoda, Aplysiida, Aplysiidae. The transcript has 10 exons. The coding region runs from base 145 to 3207 and encodes 1020 amino acids. Gene Ontology annotation, biological process: protein ubiquitination. Gene Ontology annotation, molecular function: protein binding.
AACGUAAACAAACCAGGACAAUCCUCAAUUGCUGCACUAUCCGAUAAUGAUGAUGCUUUCUUCCAAUUGAAUUGCAAGCGUGUUGAUGGACAGCUAGAUUCUAGUUUUUAUGUUCUUUUUUUUUGUUUGACUGAGGACGAGUAUAUGUGCGUUGCCAUACAAUUAGCGAACUGCUGGUUCUACUGUCACUGUGGCCUGUGUAUUAGCCCUGUCAUGGAGACGAGCUGUAAAUCUCUGGUUCAUGAAACACAAGGCAUGCUUCGAGACCACCACAUGGAGGCUACUUCAACCGCAAUAGAGGAGGGAAAUUCCUUGCACGUACUUGAGCUGCCGGACUCCAUAUUCCUGCACAUAUUUGAAUACCUCCCGUUUUCUUCCGUCGGAGCCUUGGCUCGAGUGUGCAGACGCUGGAGAUGCAUUUCUUCUGAUGAACUCUUGUGGCGAGAGGUCUUUCUCCGUCAUUAUAAACUUCCGAAAACAACGGUGAUGCCAGCAAAAGCCUGCUCUUGGAGGUCAGAGUUCAAGCGGUUGCACUACCACACCCCUGUGUUGUUGACUGAGGAGAGGAAGGAACAUAAGGAUGAAGUUUUGCACAUCAGUUUUUCCCAUAAUGGCACCAUGUUUGCUACUUGUUCCAAAGAUGGGUUUUUUAAGGUAUGGGAGUGCACCCACCCAUGUCGUCUGCUGUUUAAGAUGGACAUGAAGAACACUUUCAGCUGGAAGUUCACCCAGUUUUCCCAGUUCAACGAGACGGACACUUGUCUCUUGGUAUCUGGAGUCUAUUUUGGCCGGUUCAGUACAUCGGGGGAAAUUGCUGUUUUCAACUUACAAGAUGACUUCCGCAUGCAGUGCCGCGUGACCAACAAGCCGUACGACGUGUUCGGUGCCUGGUACGACAACGACCACCUGCUCUCUGGCACGCUGUACUGGACAAGCGUGCUCAACUCUGUCUCAGCUGUGUGGCUCAGCAAGGCGUCCCAGGAAGUAGAGUCGGAGAUGGAGUCUGUAAGCAUGAUGCUUUACCGCUUCGAAAAUGUCAACUCCAGCUCCAUACGCCUGCUUCAUGUGGCGGAGGUCCACAAGGACGAGGAGAAUGUUGACCAAUCUGGAGACAACGAUGGGAUGGACCUGAGCUGUGACGGCGGCUCUGUGAAGACUGAGGGCGGUCGGAGGGUGGCUCAGGGCGGAGGUGGAGCUGCUCCUUCCUGUCUGUACAAAGGGUCGGGAGAGGCGAGGUCGUUCCUGGACCGGCUGUUGAGCAAGACGAUCGCUGAGGAUGAGUUUGACCUGGAGAAUGAGGACAAGACGGAUGACGAGGAAGAGGUUGGAGUUGACACUGAGAGGGUCGAGGAAAAUGUCGAGGAAUACCGUGAUGUGAAGAGGGUGGAGCAGGGAGUAAGGAGAGGUGUUUUUGGUGAGCUGACAGGUCCUCAGGCCUCUAGAGUCAUCACAGGUGGUGAUGAUAAGGCCAGAGCUGUGGGUCGUGAGGAGAUACUAGGACAGAACAUGGACUGUGACGUGUCGUCGAGUCGUCUACUUAAGCGGAAAGAUGGAGAUUUGCCAGCUCACUGUAAUCAGCUGUAUUACCCAGAGAGUGCUGGUGUUACGAAGUCUGUGUUUGAGUCUCUGAACAGCGGGGCUGCAGCCAAUACAGCCAGUUCUCCCGCAUCUGUUUCUUGUGAUAAUCAACAAGCUGAGUGGCCGUCAACCUCCCAGUCUGUCUCGUCUGCUCAAAGUGAUAAUAAUUUUCCAUCUUCUACCGUACGGCAUUACUCGUGUGAUGGACCUGCUCAAGUGUUUCAACAACAACAACGUGGUGUGAACAACGACUGUUCUAGCGUAUGUGAAAGUGCGCAGAGAAGAACUAGAUCUUCUUCGCUUUUUGAUGAACAGAUGGAAGUGUGCGUGGAGGAUUCCGAUCAUGAGAGCUCUUUCUCAGCCGGUGCGACUAACGAUACGGUCAGCACGCAGUCUAAUAUGGCAGGUGAGACUCAGCGUUUAAGAGAACAGGCGGAUUUCUGUGAUAGGAAAUGUGAGGCUAGUAGUUUCUCUGACAGGGACCGCGUGACUCAAUUUUCGGAUGAUGUAAAUGGAACAAACUCCUUUGCUACCCCUUCACAUCCCAUUUUCCAAGUCCCUAACUCAGUGCCUUACUCGGGUGGUCAUCCCCACCACACAGCCGCGGUUUCCUCUGACCUUGAGAACCUGGAUGAAAUCAACAACAACAACAGCGGCUCCGCAGACAUGAACGCUCACAGUUGCCAGGUGAGAGCCGAGGCGGUGUCGAGAGCGAUAUACAGAACAAACUGUGGACCAAACGCAGCAGCGUCAUCAUCGUCUUCUACCACCGCAGCAUGUGGUGUGGCCAGUGGCAGUGCCAGCGUGACACUACUACCCGGAGCUGUUUCGAGUUCGAAUCCCGUGGACGCCCAGGGGGUGAACAGCGUGGCAACUCAGACUGCCCCGCCGGCCCGUCGCGCCAGGUCCCCACGCUCCCACGCCCACGCUGGCCCCAGCUCCUCCCUGUCUAGAGAGCUGGCGCGAGCUCCGAGGGAAAAGCUGCUCAUCUACACUUGGGGCUCGGAGACCUACAUCCCUCACAAGAUCGGCAUCAAGAGAAUGCUGUGGUCGGACUUUAACAAAGGAGAGGUGACCGCCCGGAGCUCGUCCAUGCUGCUGCCGGAUGUCAUGGAGAACCUCCACAACUCUGCCGGCGAUCGGCGGGACAAACCAGACGUCACGAUCGAGAUGCACGGACACAUCGUGGGACUCAGUCUGUCUCCAGACCAGAGGUUUCUGUACGUGAACUGCCGACCGUGGCCCAAAAAUUACAUCAUCUCAGACCCUCAGGAGUCGCCGCCCUUGGCGCAGGAAGUUGAGAUCUCCUCCAUCGACCUCACGACCUUUGAGUUUGUCGGGCCGGUGUUGAGGUCCCACCGAGCGUACACACACAGCGAUGAGUGCUUCUUCCUGAAUCUUGACGUCUCGGACGACUUUGUUGUGAGCGGAGCAGAGGACCGGCAGGGGUACCUGUGGGACCGACACUACGGCAUCUCUCUUUACAAGUUCCCCCACAUGAACGUGGUCAACUGCGUGGCGGUCAACCCGAAGGACCCGGAGGUCAUCAUCACGGUCAGCGAUGACCACACCUUCAAAGUCUGGAGGUCGCGGAGCUGGAUGAGGAAGAUUCUGAACUCUGAGAAGUGAAGAGUGGGAUAGUCUCUGGUUCCUUUGCCCUUCAGUGUGCUGGAUGAGAAAGAUUCUGAACUCUUGAGAUGUGAAGAGUGUCCCUCCCCGUCUCUGGUUCCUUUGCCCGCAAACGUGCACAGUAGAGUAUUUGAAUAUUUGAAUGAAGAACUGGGGUCUUAGGAAGACGGGAAGAGGGGUGGGGGUGUGCUCCAUGCUUCCUCGCCUCUCUUCAUAAAUAAGGGUCAUAAUAAUGAGUACAGUAUUGACUAAGAAAGUGACGUUGGAUGGGACACACCUUCAGAAAUCCCAGCCGAAACAUCACAAGACAGUUACUGCAAUGGAACCCAC